Sardina pilchardus (European sardine) is the source of this 1904-nucleotide messenger RNA. It is a transcript of the gene sparc, whose product is annotated as secreted protein, acidic, cysteine-rich (osteonectin). Bases 123 to 1088 code for a protein of 321 amino acids. The transcript has 10 exons. The record is from RefSeq and is a predicted model, not a curated record. NCBI's taxonomy places the organism in Eukaryota, Metazoa, Chordata, Actinopteri, Clupeiformes, Clupeidae. Gene Ontology annotation, biological process: anatomical structure development. Gene Ontology annotation, molecular function: calcium ion binding; protein binding; collagen binding.
ACCUGCCCACUGCAAAUGUCUUCUCUAGGAAAGUUGUGCCGCUGUUAGAUAGUUACAGACCUCACUCCAGCUGACUUCAGACCGGGCUUCUCAGCUAGACAAAAAGAAGGUAGAAACACAACAUGAGGGUGUGGAUCGUCUUUCUUCUGUGCCUGGCCGGCAAGGCCAUGGCUGCCCCAACUGAGGAGGCAGUUGCCGUAGACACGGUUGUCGAGGAGGAGCCCAUCAUGGAGGAAGAGCCCAUCAUGGAGGAAGAGCCCAUCAUGGAGGAGGAGGAGGUUAUUGUCGAAGAGGCAAAGGAGAUUGGAGCCAACCCUGUCCAGGUGGAGACCGGAGAGGAGGCUUUUGAUGAGGCCAUCGACAUCGAGGAAGUUGCCACCGAGAAUCCCUGCCUCAACCACCACUGCAAGAAGGGAAAGGUGUGCGAGGUCGAUGACACCAACUCCCCCAUGUGUGUGUGCCAGGACCCCACCACCUGCCCUGCUGCCGUCGGAGAGUUCGAGCAUGUCUGCGGCACUGACAACAAGACCUACGACUCCUCCUGCCACUUCUUUGCCACCAAGUGCGCCCUGGAGGGAACCAAGAAGGGACACAAGCUGCACCUGGACUACAUCGGACCAUGCAAAUUCAUCGCUCCCUGCAUGGAGACCGAGCUGAAGGAGUUCCCCCUGCGCAUGAGGGACUGGCUCAAGAACGUCCUGGUGACCCUGUACGAGCGCGACGAGGACAACAACCUGCUCACCGAGAAGCAGAAGCUCAGAGUGAAGAAGAUCUACGAGAACGAGAAGAGGCUGCAGGCUGGAGAGCACUCCCUGGACCUCCUGGCCCUGGACUUCGAGAAGAACUACAACAUGUACAUCUUCCCCGUCCACUGGCAGUUUGGCCAGCUUGACCAGCACCCAGUUGAUGGAUACCUGACCCACACAGAGCUGUCCCCCCUCCGUGCCCCUCUGAUCCCCAUGGAGCACUGCACCACCAGCUUCUUCGACAUGUGCGAUGCCGACAACGACAAAUACAUCGCCCUGGAGGAGUGGGCCCAGUGCUUCGGCCUGAAAGAGCAGGAUGUCGACAAGGACCUCGUCAUCUAAAUAUCCGCACAGUCUUGGACGCUUCCUAGUUUUGAUUGGGAGAGGUGCUAACCCCUUAAAUUAAAUUUACAGUAAUGGUGCUAAUCGCAAUUUCUAACAAUGUACCUAUACCACUAAAAAAAAGAGAAAAAAAUGUGCACAGUCCACAUUAUCCAUCACGCCGUAUGGUUGAGUGCUUCUAAGUUUUACCUUUCUUGUUUGUGCAAAAUGAAAAAAAAAAAGUUAUUGAAGUAGGCAUGUGUAAAGUGGAUGGUAAAGACAGCAAAGGUUGGAGCAAGUGCAUGUAAUGGCUUGACUGUAUGUUGGCAAACUUGUAAAAAGUAAAACGGGUGCACAAAGAGAUAUAUAUUUUUCACUGAAUCAGGGCUUUUCCUUCAAGAGUUCAUGAGGCGAAGAAAUGUAAAAUCAAAAUAAAAGACCCUAAAUAAAUGUCCCCUCUGCUUGCUUUAUAAACUUUUAGUUGUAUUUGUUGCACUCCUUGGUGGUGGAUUCAUUUGAGUUUUUUUAAUGAUCUUAUUAGACCGAGAUGCUUCUUUAAAUUGAGCCCUGAACCUCGAGAAGUUUUUGUUUUAUUUUUUAUGAUUUUUUAUGUGCUUAUUGUUCCUUGUCAAAACAGGGGUAAACAUGUUUAGUGUACUGACAUUUUGAACAAUAAAAAGGAAAUAUUAUUUGAACUUUAAGAGGAUGGAAUCUCGCAGGGUGAGACUAUUUCUCCCUCUAACAUGUUCGCUUUUAUCGUUUUCAUUUUUUUGCAACCGUGUGAGUAUUAUAAACUCUCUCUACAUGAAUAAAAACUACUGAAUUUUCCCAACCCGA